UUCUUGUUGUUUUGAAAAAGGAGAAUUGUUGAGUGAAGAGAAUUAGAAGAGAAGAUUAAAGAGAGAAAAUGAAAUACUGUGAUAGACUGAUCUGGAGAGCGUUCGUGUAUUGGAUAUCCGAUCAAUCCGGUGUCGUUCGUGGAUAGUGAUUUUUUUUUCGUUGAUUUGUCGUAUAUAUAUUUUUUUAUUACUUCUAAAUAUAUUUUUAAAUGUGUCUUUUUUUAAUAGGUUGGGGAAGUUUAAACCAAACAAGUGAGGAAGAGAAUGAAAGAGAGAGAAGGAAGAAAGAAAUUAUAUAAAUAGCUUCCCAGAAAUUGUAAAAAACGAUAUAAAAGAAAAACAAAAAUAUGAGUUGAUAUUUUUGGAUGGCUGAACGCAAGUGCCGUAGAUACAACGAACUUAAAUACAUUUAUACCAAAAUAUUUGUACAUAACUGUGUAAAUAUAUGUAAACAUUAGAAACGCACACCAUACAAUAUAUAAUAAUAAAUAUCAACAAAAACACCUCUCUAAAAUGCUAGUAACAGGAAUGAUGGAAGCAGACAGAAAUAUUUUGCGCUCGUAUCCCCAAGGUCGCCAGAAGAACCAGGAAACAGACAGAAGAAAAUACAAAUAUCACGCAAGCAACAGACACUUGUCUAUGCGAACGGUCGUGUCUGCCGUCUGCCUGUGCUUCCUCGCCUGGCUGACGACCGUAGAAGGCUGCCGAACAGCCACUAAGCGCUUCGUCGGAACCCCCUUGGAACCUUUGCUGCAUUUCUACCUCCCACCCGUUCCUCCCUUCACCCCCACCGUCCUCCCCCCCGUCAGGCUACGGGUGAACAGCUGCUCGCUUGGAUCAGGUGAGCUACAAACUCCCAUUACCUGUGCAUCCCCUUCCCUCCCCUCUGGUGGAAGUGCUUGA
Molecule: messenger RNA, 903 nt
Organism: Penaeus vannamei (Pacific white shrimp)
Lineage: Eukaryota; Metazoa; Arthropoda; Malacostraca; Decapoda; Penaeidae
Source: RefSeq, a predicted model, not a curated record